Messenger RNA from Durio zibethinus, 8832 nucleotides. NCBI's taxonomy places the organism in Eukaryota, Viridiplantae, Streptophyta, Magnoliopsida, Malvales, Malvaceae. The record is from RefSeq and is a predicted model, not a curated record.
GAAUUUGCCAAUUCAAUUUGGGAUUAAAAAAAGCAUGAUGGAUUUUACGCAGAUCAGACGGCCAAAUCCUAAACAUCUUCAAGCGUGGGCACCACCGAUUUGUUCCCACAUGUCCGAUUUUCCUUGCAGGACCACCAAAUUACUUCUCUACCCUCACCCACCCUUUCACUCCCAAUUUCCCAAACAUGCUCCUUCCUCCUUCCUUCAACCUAUUCCGUUUCAGCUCGACUCCAAACCUCACCUUCGGAUCCGAACCUCAUUUUUGUUGCUCUGUUCGUUGAAAUUUUCGCACUAUUUCGAUCAUUUUCUCUCUCUUUGAGCCAAAAAAAAAAAAAAAACCCCAUUUUUCUCUCUCAAAAUCUCAUUCGGAUUCAAACCCUAAGUUUUUUUUUUUUUAAAAUUUGCCACUCUUCAAGGAUCGAUUUUUCGAGCUCCAUUUCAAAGGCUUCUUUACGUCACUACUCUGUUUGGCUGCCGAGAAAAUGGAGGAUGCCGGGGGUCUUUUUUCGUGAGGAAUUGCAAAUUUUAAAUUGAGCCAAAGUUAUAGUAGUUCUUUUCUUCCUGCUCAUUGGAAGGUUAUAAGCAUUUUCAUGCAAAUCUUUUCGUUUUAAUCUUUAAUUUUGUUUCCUACAUUUCUCAUUGAUAGUGGACUUAUGUUUGUGCUUCAUAUGUGGUAGUUGCUUUGGUUGCUUCUUGAGUGUCUCUUUUCUUUUUGUGAUAUUUGGAGUUCGUUGAGCUUGAUAUGUCAGCCUUUGAUGGUUUUUUGUUUGUUUUUGUUAAUGGGAGUUAGCCUCUUCCUUUUCACUUGGUUUUGUUACUAGCUUUUUAUUGUCCGUACUUUUUAUUCUCGUGUGUGUGUGUGUGUGUGUAUAUAUAUAUAUCUGAAUUUUAUGUGAUUUAGUGAAUCGACCUUGAUUAAGUUUCACCGAUGUGAGGUUUCUGUUUAAUGUUGAUUAAUGAGGAUGCUACAUAAAUUGACAAGAAAACAAAGAAAAAUAGUGCCAAUAGAUUGCUCUAGUGAGAACAUAAGAAACUUUAAAUAUUAGGUUGUGGUCCAACAACUUGCCACUUAUGAAGAAUUCACUGUACGCUCCUGUUUGUAUGCUGUGGAAUCUUGUAUAGGGGCCGAAUGUGUUUAAGAACAAUUUAUAUCCAUUAUCUUUUCUCUUUAUUCUUCCUUGGUUGGGUUGAGAUAUUGUGUUAAGAAUGCAAGGGAUCCUGGCUUGACAAAAGUCUAAAUGGAACUAAAAACAUUUGUGACGUUUCUGGUUGACAUAGUAGUUAAGUGGAGGAGGAUGUCAAGCUUUAUGAGUUUAUGUUGUAUUAGAAUUUUAUAUUGAUUGCAAAAGGACUGAAGGUUCUAUAUGAAAAAGCUUGUGUGGUUAUUCACUUUGUUGUCUACUCUGUGGAUAAUGUGUGGUUAUUCACCUUCGCUGGGUGAGCUUUCUUUGCUGGGUUCUUCUUGCUUCAUACAGGAAUUACAUUUCCGUCUCUUUUUGUCUUAGUAAAUGGUUCACGAGAUCCUCAUUGUCCCUUUCCUUCUAUAACUCUGUGGUGAGGCCUAGACGGAAAUUGAUAGACUUUUGGCACAAAUAGACCUUGUUUUCUUGGUUGGUACCCAAAAUGUUGUAUUAUGGUGGGAGCUUAUGAUGCAGUGGUUCAUGGAAGCUCUUAUUGCUUGCACUUAAGCAUCGCUGUUCUAUCUAGAUACUUAGGUUCUUAGCUUGAGUUGUCUGGGAGUUGGAAGUUCAUAUUGCAAUUAAGAACGAGCUACCCUUCAAUAGCUAAUCAAUGUUUUAACUUUUGGUCCCUGUAUUUAAGAACUGGAUUCUCAUUUGUAAUCUGAUUAUCUCCAUACCCAUGGAGUUGUAAAUAUUAGAAAUAUUAGAAGUUCAUAUUGCAAUUAAGAACGAGCUACCCUUCAAUAGCUGAUCAAUGUUUUAGCUUUUGGUCCCUGUAUUUAAGAACUGGAUUCUCAUUUGUAAUCUGAUUAUCUCCGUACCCAUGGAGUUGUAAAUAUUAGAAAUAUUAGAAGUUCAUAUUGCAAUUAAGAACGAGCUACCCUUCAAUAGCUGAUCAAUGUUUUAGCUUUUGGUCCCUGUAUUUAAGAACUGGAUUCUCAUUUGUAAUCCGAUUAUCUCUGUACCCAUGGAGUUGUAAAUAUUAGAAAUUUUAAGAGUUAGCUGGGCAUAAAGUUAAUGCCUGCCUUGGAGAAAUUUCUUCUAACCAUAUAGAUGGGCUUCAAUGUCGAAAGCUUGGAGACUGAAAGUUUUCGGUUAAGGUUUCAUACCUAUCUAUUUUACAUCUAAAUUUGGGUGAUGCAAAAAUUUCAGAGGGGAUGUAAAUGCACCCUUUUCUUUGGGAAUCGUAAGAUGAGAAGUCAUAAUUUUUAUUUAUGGAAGAUGCUUGGGAUUUGGGAAUGAUCCAUGGAGUAGAAUUUGAAAAGAUAAUUGCUCAAAGAAGGAACCUUCUUAAACUACAUUAUCUGGAUGCAGUAUUCAGGGUUUAUGGUAUGAUACAAGAAAAUGGGAGAUAUUAUGUUUCUAUUGGAGGACGAACCUUUUAAACAACAUUAUUGUGAUGAAUUAUUGAUGAUCUAUAAGUUUCAAACAAGUGAAUGGAAGUUAUUGUAUUAUUGUUGUUGUUGUUGUUAUUAUGGCACCUCUUGUUUCUUGGGUUCUAGGUGAAGGAAAAAAUAUGUACUUCAAAAAUUGUUGUUUUGUUAGGAAAGGGAAAAAAUGAAUGUUAGUAAAAUAUGGCUUUAAGAAAUAUCAUGAUAUGUUGUACCCAAGAAGUUGUAUUGAAGCAUAUUAGGUUACUGGGUGAUGCCGUUUUUUCAUUUGUUUCUGGGUACCCCUUUUUUGACAUUUUUGUACUUGUCGCCAACCCUUCCUUAUACCAAAUGAAGAAAGGAAAAGUCAAACAAUUCUCAUUCUGGGAUAGUUGCUUUAACUUUGUUUCCAUGAAGGGAUGAUAUGUUGGAUUUUAUUCAUGCAGGAUAAGGUUGAGUUUUGAAAUGCAGCAACUGGGGUGAAUGUUUAAAUGUACAGAAGAGGUAGUAAUUUUCUUCUCACAAAAUUUAGUUGCUGAAUAUUUUGGCUUGGAUUAUCUAUGCCUGGCAACGAAGUUGGAGACAGAAUCCAUAAUUUCCUUGGCCAAGAGAGAUUGUCCCAGGGCCAGCAUCACACGCAGGUCAUUGAUGGUACCUGGCCUGGCUUAAAUAACAAUCUGUGGGUUGGAAGCCAGAGACAAGUUGGUAGUUCCCUUGUUCCCAGUUUGAAGAAUUUCAGUGUACAUCAGUUAGCUGAGCCUGACAGAGGACAUAGUAGUCUGUCUUCAAGCCUGCUGCAUGGCCUGAACUACACUCAAUCAGGUUUGAGGCCUGAAAUUGCCAGAAGUCAAUCACAAAACCAAUCACCAAUUGUAAAUGGCUAUAUGCAAGGGCAUCAGGCUGUCCAGACAAGGCAGAAUGAAACCAACUUUUUGGGAGUGGAUACAGCAUCUAGAGGCUUAUCAGCUCUCGAUGUGAUAGGGAAUGGCCCUGAUCUUCAUAAGGAAAAUUCAUUGAUGUUGGAAUCUACUGAAUCUCCAGUAAAUUAUGAUUUUUUUGGUGGGCAACAGCAAAUUAGUGGACAGCAUCCUGGCAUGAUCCAGCCUUUGCCAAGGCAGGAAGCAGGGAUGACUGACAUGCUGCUGUUACAGCAACAUGCCAUGCUUAAGCAAAUGCAAGAAUUACAGAGGCAACAACUUCCGAAGCCACAGUUUCAGUCACCAGAAGCAAGGCAAUUGAACUCCUCAAAUCAGGUUUCCUCUGUUGUAAAACAGGGAUCAGGUAGCCUUUCUCCAGCUUCAAUCAAAGGUGUGCCUGUCCAUGAUGCUUCAAAUUAUUCCUGGCAGCCUGAGCACACGACACCAAAUGCAAAUUGGUUGCAGCAUGGUGCCUGUCCAGCCAUGCAGGGAUCCUCUAGUGGAUUUAUGUUUUCCCCUGAGCAAGGUCAGGUGCGUUUGAUUGAUUUGGUUCCUCAACAGGUUGAUCAAUCAUUUUAUGGGAUCUCUACCAGUGGUGCAAGAGGAAAUCCAUAUGAAUAUUCAUCUGUACAAAUGGAUAGGCCUUCAAUGCAGCAGGUGGAAGCCAGCAGUAAUUCCUUUCCAGGUAAUCAGUAUGCUAUGUUUCCAGAUCAAGUUAUCUUGCAAGAUGGAUCUUUGGUUUCUAAACAGGGUGAUCAGGAUAAAAAUGUGUUUGGUGCUGCGGCUGGUCAAGGUUUAAAUAGUGGAUUUCAUUCAGAAAACUUGGAGCAAAUGAUUAUCCAACCAAAAAAUUCAGUGAUGCAGGAGUCUCGUGGGAGGCAAGGACUUCCUGGUCCAUCAGAAAUAUCCCUGGAGAAGUCAGUGAUUCAGGCAGCCCCCCCUCAGACUGUGGCUACACUAGAUCCAACUGAAGAAAAAAUUUUGUUUGGUUCAGAUGACAGUUUAUGGGAUAUCUUUGGAAGGAGUGCCAACAUGGGCUCAGUGUUGGAUGGUACAGACACUUUAGGGGCGUUUCCUUCACUGCAAAGUGGAAGUUGGAGUGCUCUUAUGCAGUCUGCUGUAGCAGAAACAUCUAGUAACAAUAUAGGGAUGCAGGAAGAGUGGAGUGGUUUAGGCAUGCAGAAUAGUGAACCUCCAAGUGGUAAAAUGCCAUCAUCAAUUGUCAAUGAUGGCAGCAAACAGAAAUCAGCUUGGGCUGACAACAACUUGCCGACUGCCUCGACACUGAACUCUAAACAUUUUCCCAUGUCUACCGAUGCCAAUAUCAAUCUUGACUUUUAUAGUGUUCCUGGCGUUCAGCAAUCAGGAGUCCAGACUGCAAAUGAACAGACCAGGAAAAUGCAUAAUGAUUCAUCUCAGAGAUUUGUUAAACAGUUAACGGAAGAAAGAAGCAAAUGGUUAGAUCCCAGUCCUAGACAAAAGCCUGUAGCUGAAAGUGCUCAACUCUUUGGAAAUGUUGCUCACUCUCCCGAUCUGCAAGUAAGUGCAAAGAGCAUUUCGGGUAACCAACAAUGUAUGACCAUGUAUAGUCCUCAUGGUCGGCCACACAAUAAACCAAAUGGUUGGAACUUCAUUGAUUCUGCAUCACAUAGUGGUGGUGCCAAAUCAAACAGUCAGGAUAUUGAAAGCUCCUUGCAGACUUCUCAGAAUAGUGAUCAGAAGGGUGCUGUGUAUGAGGGGAGAGGUCAUGGUUCUGGUCUUGAUCUACCUGUUCCUGAUACAAAUAUUGAAUCAGGGCACAUGAAUUCUGGUUUAGGUAGCCCACAGGUGAAUAGGCAAGGUUAUGAUCUGGAUAAUGUUGCAGAUUCGAGAACCACAAGGGUCACCAAUGAAAGUAGCCAGCAACUUCCAAACAGUCAUAAUCUUAAUCUCUGGAAAAGUAUUGAUUCUAAAGUUAACUCUGGACUACGCAGUGUUCCAGCAAAAUAUCAGCAAAAUCAGGACAAGAGCCCUCAAACUUUUGAUUCAUCUGGAAAUAAUUGCUUAAACAGGGGAGCAUCUGAAGCAAAUAUGUUGGAUAAUCCCAAUGUCAAAGAAACUUCUAAUGACAGUUUUCACUCUAACUUACUCCAACGGACUUCCACUGGUGGCAUGAGAGACAAUGUCUGGCUGGAUGCAAAUGAUUCACGAGGAGGAAAACAGAAGUCAUCGGCUCAUAUUAGUCGUAAACCUUCUGGGGCCCGUAAAUUUCAGUAUCAUCCUAUGGGCGAUUUUGAUGUGGAGGUUGAACCUUCUUAUGGAACUAAAAGUGUCACACAUUCACAGGCAACAUCCCAACAUGUUUCUCAAGGAUUGAAAGGUCAUGACCAAGGAUAUUUUGGGCAGUCAAAAUUUACUGGUCAUGCUACUGGGGAGUCUACAGAAGUUGAGAAGGGUCAUUUUCCUGGCCUUCAAGUAGACGCGGUACCUUCACAAAGCUCAAAUCCUGGUUCUGCACCUGACAGAUCUUUUGGUGGUUUUGUGCCGAACAAGACAGCUCCAACAAGUCAAAAUAUGCUGGAGCUUUUUCAAAAGGUCAAUCAGCCAAGGGAACAUGGUACUGCAACACACUUAAGCUCUUCUGAAUGCAAUCAAUCAUCUGAAAUGCCAGAUGCAGAAACUUCUGAUGGAUCAGUGGGCCAGUUUCAGCAUAAUAGGCCAAUUGCUUCCCAAGGUUUUGGUUUACAACUAGGUCCCCCAUCUCAAAGGUUUACCAUUCCAGAUCGUGCAAUUUCAUCACAGAGUUCCCCGCAAGGAGUUAGUUCUCUAAACUCAGUUCAUAUCUCUUCUGAGGUAGGAAGGAAGGGUCAUACAUGGUUGGGUCCAACUGCUUCUGUUCAGACUUCAACUCAUGGAGCAUCCCAUGGAGAUAUUAGGAAUAAUGUUUCAAGUGUCUCUGGUCAAACUAUCAAUAAAGCCUCACAAUAUAAUAUCCAGGGCAAUGUUUCUGCAGGUUUUACCUCAGAUUAUCCUUAUUUAAAAGGUCAUCUCCAAAGCCAGCAUGUUACUGGUGUGCAUAGUCAAGUAACACCAAAUGAAUCUGUCAGUGCACCUGUUGGUGGUUUGGCAUCUCAGUUGAAGCAGAUCAAUGACUCCUCUGAGAGAGCUCAACCUAGUCAAUUGGGAAGGAAAGCAGCACCUCGCAUGUCCAAAACUGCUCCAGAUAAUGACCUUGCUUCUUCAGAGGCUUCUUGGCCGAGUAGUAGCAACCUAAACCAUGCAAGGAAUCCUGGCCAGCAGUUUCCAGUGUUAGAGGCUAUGCCAGCUUCUGAACCUUCUACUACAUCUGAAUCUUCACAGCAAGGUGCUUUUAAUGUAUGGACAACUGUCUCAGCCCCACAACAUCUAUUAGGAGCUCAGUCUUCUCAGGCCUCACAAAAUUUGUUUAAACCCAAUCAUCAGUUACAUAUUAACUCAGAAACAACUCAUCCUGGAACAAAGAGGCUUGAUGAUCAAAUUGCCCGGGCAGGAGGUAGUGGCCAAUCUGAGUUCCCUGCAGGCUCCGCUAAACCACAAAGAUUUCUUGGAGAAGAGCAACCAUCAAAAGCCCAGCAGGUAUUUUCAGAGAAUGAUGCCUGCCAAAAUUCUUCAACUAUGCAAGGAGACAUUGAAGCUUUUGGUCGUUCAUUAAGACCAAAUAAUGCUUUAAAUCAGAACUAUUCAUUAUUGCAUCAGGUGCAGGCCAUGAAAAAUAUAGAGAUUGAUCCAAGUAAUAGGAGUGUCAAAAGAUUUAAAGGCCCAGACUCUGGUUUGGAUGCUGAGCAGGUAGGUUCCCAAAGCGCAGAGCAAUUAUCUUAUGGAUCUGAUACUAUGAUGAGAGAUGCCGCAGUUAACCAUACGUUAGUUCCUUCCGGAGAUUCUAAGAUGCUAAGCUUUUCAUCAAACACUGGAGAUAACAAUGAGAUGCAGUUAUCUUCUAAUGAUAUGCUGGCAUUUUCUCAGAAUGAUUCCCAGCAUUUCCCCAAUGCUAAUAAUUCAGCUACUAAUCUCAGGGGUGAACACUCUCAGGUCAGUCCCCAGAUUGCUCCAUCCUGGUUUGAUCGGUAUGGGACGUUUAAAAAUGGGCAAAUGUUGCCUAUAUACGAUGCUCGGAAACUUGCCAUGAUGAAGGCUACAGAAAAAGCAUUCAUUGUUGGUAGGCCUUCUGAAAGUUUGCAUGCUCUUCCUUCAAGUGAGCAGGUUAAUGCUGCUGCUAAUGCUAGUGUGCUGGGUAAUGCCCAGCAAAGCUCAAACCUCAUGCCCAUAGGAAGCGAUCAUAUCUCCCCUCAUUCGCUGGGUCCUGAUAUCACAAAUCAUAAUUUGGUUGUUGUAAGAACAAAGAAGCGUAAAAGUAUGACAUUUGAGCUUCUACCAUGGCAUAGAGAAGUGACACAGGGUUCUCAAAGGCCUCAGAAGAUGAGUGUGGCAGAAGUGGACUGGGCGCAUGCAUCAAAUCGAUUGAUUGAGAAGGUUGAAGAUGAACCUGAAAUGAUUGAGGAAUGGCCGCCAGUACUUAGAUCAAAAAGAAGGCUUAUGUUGACAACGCAGCUUAUGCAGCAACUACUUUGUGCUCCUCAAAGAGUAGUUCUUUCCACGGAUGCAGGCAAAAACUAUGAGACUGUAGCCUAUUUUGUAGCCAGAUCAGUCUUAGGAGAUGCAUGCAGCACAGCACAUAUACCUGAAAGUGAUACUGCUGUUCUUCCUGACAGUGGAAGCAUCCUUUCUGAAAAGAUUAAGGAGACAAAUGAGUCUAUCUUAAAGGCUGCAGAAGAGUUUAUCAUCAGAGCAAAGAAGCUGGAAAACGAUUUACAGAGUCUGGACAAGAGAGCCUCAAUCUUGGACUUAAGAGUGGAAUGUCAGGAUCUAGAGAAGUUUUCUGUCAUCAAUCGAUUUGCCAAGUUCCAUGGACGGGGGCAAGCUGACGGGGCUGAAAGCUCAUCAUCCUCUGAUGCAAUUGCUGCUUCUCACAAAUUGUUCCCCCAGAGAUAUGUUACUGCACUACCGAUGCCUAGGAAUCUCCCUGAUAGGGCCAUUGACGUCAUUCUUGAGAAACAUAUAGGUCGGUCUUUGUACACUUGUUUGCAAAUGUUUAGAAGAAAGUGAGGUGAAGUGCCCCGUGAUUUUUGGGUAAAUGGGGAGAACAGAAGAAGCUUAUUCUGAUAUUUCAACAGAUGCAUUCCAUUCAUAAGUAAAGGGUUUUUACUUGAACUCGAGUUUACCUUCAUAUAAUUAUUAUAUUUAGUAAGUUGAGUUCGGAAUUCAAAUUUUAAUAUUUAUAAUUUUUUUAAUUUUUUCCUAGCCAAUCUCUUAUAUGUUAAAAGGGAUUUUACCCUUCUCAUCUUCUCC